CCCAAGAUCCCGCGCGGAUCCGACUAACAGUUUGUCUUAUAUAUAAAUCUCAAGGUCGAAGGAAGCGAUCUGCCGCAGAAUCUUUGAAGGAGCAAGAGACUUUUGCGCCGACGUAACUGGAAGAAAAUGGAUUGCUGCCCUAAAGUAAAGAACAUUCUUCUUCUGGAUUCGGAGGGCAAAAGAGUGGCUGUUAAGUACUUUUCAGACGAAUGGGCAACAAAUUCAGCUAAGGAGGCAUUUGAGAAAACUGUAUUUACCAAGACACAGAAGACAAAUGCAAGGACAGAAGCUGAGAUAGGAAUGUUUGAGAGUAAUAUUGUUGUUUACAAGUUUGUCCAAGAUCUUCAUUUCUUUGUAACUGGAGGUGAAGAGGAGAGCGAGAUCAUAUUAGCCAGUGUGCUUCAGGGAUUUUUCGAUGCAGUUGGCUUGCUUCUAAGGGGCAAUGUGGAGAAGAAGGAGGCACUUGAGAAUCUGGAUCUCAUUCUUUUGUGCAUCGAUGAAAUUGUUGAUGGCGGAAUUACCUUAGAAACUGAUGGAGAUGUCAUUGUUGGAAAGGUUGCAAGCAAUACUAUUGAUUCUAACGCACCACUAUCUGAGCAGACUAUAAGCCAAGCAUUGGCCACAGCUCGUGAACAUUUUACGAGGUCUCUGCUCAAGUGAUAUACAUACAAAGAAGCUAGAUGCAAAUCAAUGGAUAGGAAGAGUCAAAAUUGUUGGCAAGGAUUUCCUUUUGUAGUUUGCUUUCUUUUGUUGGGUUGAGGGGAUUUGGAUUUGGGAGGUCUACAGAUAUUUUUUGUUGAAAAUCUGACCAUUGCUAUUAAGUUUGAAUGCAAACUAUGCUUACAGGGAAAUAAACAAUAGUGCUUUUGGUGUGUUUGA
Molecule: messenger RNA, 879 nt
Organism: Impatiens glandulifera
Lineage: Eukaryota; Viridiplantae; Streptophyta; Magnoliopsida; Ericales; Balsaminaceae
Product: coatomer subunit zeta-1-like
Exons: 6
Coding region: 127-660 (177 amino acids)
Biological process (GO): retrograde vesicle-mediated transport, Golgi to endoplasmic reticulum; intracellular protein transport; intra-Golgi vesicle-mediated transport
Cellular component (GO): COPI vesicle coat
Source: RefSeq, a predicted model, not a curated record